Molecule: messenger RNA, 972 nt
Organism: Scheffersomyces amazonensis
Lineage: Eukaryota; Fungi; Ascomycota; Pichiomycetes; Serinales; Debaryomycetaceae
Exons: 1
Coding region: 80-856 (258 amino acids)
Source: RefSeq, a predicted model, not a curated record
ACCACAAUCACAACCACAAUCACAACCACAAUCACAAUCACAACCACAUCCACAACCACAUCCACAACCACAUCCACAAAUGCGACAACCAGAAUCAGAUCCAGUAGAACCAGAACACUCUCUGUCGUUUGAAGAAAAUGAGACAUCUCAGGCCGUGUGGUCUCCUGCCAAAUCGGAUAUAGAUUCUAUUGGUAGAAGUCCCGUCCAGUCACCCAUUGCUCCUCUGAAUGUAUCUUCUACUCAGAAUGGUAAUGACCAGAAGAAGAGAAGAAUUUCACCUCCAGUAAAUGAUAUUGUAGUUGCUAGUCAGAGUGGUGCAACAAGUACUGAAAGUACUCAGGCAGUUAGAGCUCCUCACCCCAGAGUUCUCCGUCUGCGUUUAACCAAUUCAAGUAGUCCUGGAUCAUUUGUAAGUCGCCCUAAGGGAGAGUACUUGGUAGAACCGGAUCUCCAUAUGAGUGAUGAUGAUCAUGACUCUUACGAAGUAGAAGUCGAGCAUGAACUGAAUCCCGACCAGCCUAUAGCCACUUCUACCCAGUCCAAUGGAGUUAAUGUAGAAGUAGAAGCAGAAGCAGAAGCAGAAGUAGAAGCUGUAGCAGAAGCAGAAGUGGAAGUGGAACAGACCAGUGUUUAUGAUACUCUUCAGGGUAGCAUGCAAGCCUAUGCUCAUACAUUAGUGGGUAAGUUGAGGGGAUUAGAGAGUUCUAUAGAGCAGAAGCGAAGCGAAUUACAGCGAGAUUUGGAUGAACAGUUCAAAGCAAUUCAGCAGAAACAUCAAGAGAAUCUCGUUAAUUUGAAUCAGUACUACAAACUGGAGAUAGAUAAGAUCUUUCGAGGAGGAGUAUUGGAUCUGUAGAGUCUGUAUAGCUUAGUUAGUUGUAAUAAUAAAGAAAGAGUAGAGCAAACUAAUGAUAGAGUACUUUUAUCUGCUAACUGCCGCAGUAGAAUAACUGUUUUUGCAGCCAUUUAGAC